Molecule: messenger RNA, 1062 nt
Organism: Coccomyxa subellipsoidea C-169
Lineage: Eukaryota; Viridiplantae; Chlorophyta; Trebouxiophyceae; Coccomyxaceae
Exons: 8
Coding region: 1-741 (246 amino acids)
Biological process (GO): response to light stimulus; photosynthesis, light harvesting in photosystem I
Cellular component (GO): membrane
Source: RefSeq, a predicted model, not a curated record
AUGGGCCUGGAGAGACCAUUGCACGCGAGCAGAGCUGCCAUUUUGCGUCACCUUGAGCUGCUGCUCACCGUGUCUGCAGCGAGGUCAGCUCGUGUUGUGGUGAGGGCUGAGCGUGCUUCAUGGCUCCCUGGCUCAGAGAUCCCUUCAUACCUGAAGGGCGAGCUUCCAGGUGACUUUGGCUUUGACCCCUUGAGGCUAGGAGAGGACCCAGCAGCCCUCAAGUGGUACCAGCAGGCAGAGCUGCAGAACGGAAGGUGGGCAAUGCUGGCAGCAGCGGGCAUCCUUUUCGUGGACCUUCUCGGUCACUUGGGCGCCGGCGGCCCGGCAGCAGCCACCCCCUGGUUCAAGGCCAGCGACUUCACCUACUUUGCCCCCACCAGCACCCUCUUCAUCGUGGAGCUACUCCUCUUCGCCUGGGUGGAGGUCCGCCGGUACCAGGACAUGGUCAAGCCCGGCAGCACCAACCAGGACCCCAUCUUUUCACAGUACAGCCUCCCAUCCGGCAAUGAGCCCGGCUACCCAGGCGGCAUCUUCGACCCUCUCGGCUACUCCAAGGGCAACAUGGCGGAGCUGAAGCUCAAGGAGAUCAAGAACGCUCGCCUUGCCAUGCUGGCGGUGCUCGGCUUCUUUGUGCAGGCCAAGACCACCGGAAAGACCCCUCUGGACUCCCUCUCAUCCCACUUGGCCGACCCAUGGUCAAACAACGUCUUCGGCAUUGAGCACGCACGAUUGAUCCAAUGAGGACAUGUUCAGUUCUGCUGCAGAGAGGAAUGGGCUUAGCAGGGAUUCAACUGUUCUGCAGAUUGAAGUCUGUACUGCAGCUCUCCAAAUUUUGCUGUAAGGGAUUCAUCGUGAGCAUGCUCUCGCAUUCUGAAGAACGACUCCAGGCAGACAAUCCGUAGGCUCUGCAUACAGGGAUUGUCUUAAGACCAUGGAUAUGCAUUGCCAAAAAAGCAAUGAGUUGACAUUUGCAGCUCUCAAAUAUGAAGGGCUUGUUAGCAACUUGUAGCAGCGGACAGAAUGCUGCUGAAGAUUUAAGGCAUGUAAUAAGACAUGUCACUG